AUGUAUUCAGGUCAUAACUCUUCUUGGGGAUGGAAAAGUAUUCUUGUGGGAAGAAAAGUGCUCCUUAGUGGGCUUCUUUGGCUUGUGGAGAAAGGAGAUAACAUCGAUGUGUGGAAAGAUAACUGGAUCCCAUCCUCGCCGAGCUUUAAAGUGGUUUAUCCUAGACCGGCAGAGUGUCCCUUUUCCAAGGUUUAUGAUUUCAUUGAUGAGCCAAACCGUAGUUGGAAGGUGGAUCUCUUGGAUCAAUAUUUUCACCCAUCUGAUAAAGAAAGGAUCUUAGCUAUAAAUCUUAGUCUCUAUUCUAGAGAGGACUGCCAGGUGUGGGGUGGGGCAAGAAAUGAGAUUUUCUCUAUAAAAACUGCCUACCAUCUCUUAACUAACCUUCGAGAUCAGCAAUUGUCAGUCCAAGCCUCGUCAUCUAGAAGACAUGAAUGGGAAGAAAUAUCUGGGGAGGUGUGGAAGAGAAUCUGGAAUGGGAAAUCUCUCCCUAAAAUCAAAGCUUUUCUUUGGAGAUGUUGUGCCCAAGGAAUUGCUACUGGAGAGGGCCUUAGGAAACGCCAAAUUCCCAUUGAUCCGAGUUGCAAAAGAUGUGGAGUUGAGGUGGAAACUAUUGAUCGCAUUCUAUUGGAUUGUCCAUUCGCGAGAGCUACGUGGUUCGGCAGCAAUCUCUCCUUUGUUGUGCCUGCUGAAGGAUCUCCAAAAAUCUCUCCGUUUCUGCAUCAUUGGAAUCGUUUCCAAUUUCCUAGCAAGGAGAAAAGCAAGGAGAUUUUCAGCUUUGCUUCCUUUGUGUGUUGGUUUUUAUGGCUAGCUCGAAACAAGUUAAUUUUCAAAGGAACUGUUUCUCCUCCAGUUGAAGUCGCUAGUAAAGCUGAGCGGGCUUGGUUUGAGUUCUGGGAGACUGAGGGUUCUCCUCACAAAGUCGUUUCAAGAAAUUCGGUGGACCUUCAGCCGAUGCCUAGAUGGCUCCCUCCUCCAGAAAACUUUGUGAAAUUGAAUAGUGAUGCAGCAUUACCUCUGGAUUCCUCUUUAGGUGGUUUGGGCUUCAUCUUUAGAGAUGUCAAUGAGACAGUGCGAGGAGCUUGUUCAUGUCUUGUCCCUUUCUCGGAAUCUCUGUCAGCUCAAGAUCAUGUUACUUCCAAUUCCCCAACUUUUACCCUAACUGAAUACCAUGAGCUGCUUAAAUAUGGGAGGCAUGCUAUCAUGUGUGAUGGAAUUCACAGGGAGCAUGUGCAGGAAGCCGAGGCAAGAGCCAUGUACCAGGGAUUACAAAGAGCAAGAGAAUUGGGAGCUACAACCAUAGGCAUCUAG
Telopea speciosissima is the source of this 1308-nucleotide messenger RNA. RefSeq lists its product as uncharacterized. NCBI's taxonomy places the organism in Eukaryota, Viridiplantae, Streptophyta, Magnoliopsida, Proteales, Proteaceae. The transcript has 4 exons. The record is from RefSeq and is a predicted model, not a curated record. The coding region runs from base 1 to 1308 and encodes 435 amino acids.